This is a messenger RNA of Colletotrichum truncatum, 666 nucleotides long. RefSeq names its product MFS quinate transporter. Lineage: Eukaryota; Fungi; Ascomycota; Sordariomycetes; Glomerellales; Glomerellaceae. Gene Ontology annotation, molecular function: carbohydrate:proton symporter activity. Gene Ontology annotation, biological process: carbohydrate transport; transmembrane transport. The record is from RefSeq and is a predicted model, not a curated record. Gene Ontology annotation, cellular component: membrane.
CAUAUUUCACACGCUAACUCAAUCACCAAAAAGGAAGCAAAGCUGCUCUCAACAGGCAUCUACGGCAUCGUAAAAGGAGUCGCGGCGACAGUAACGUUCCUCUACCUCGUCGACCGCUUCGGCCGCCGGGCCCUCCUCUUCGUAGGCUCCAUAAUGUGCGCCUUUUCAAUGUACUACGUCGCCGCCUUCUCCGGCAUCACAAACUCCUUCAACACCUCGCUGCCUCCCAACGCGGGGAGCAACUCGGCAGCGGCGUUCAUUUACAUAUUCGGCGCAGGCUACGCAAUCGGUUGGAACCUGCCCUGGAUCAUCGCCUCAGAAAUCUUCCCGACGCGCAUCCGGUCCUUCUGCCUCGUCUUGACGACCUGUUCGCACUGGCUUGGCGAGUUCUACGUGUCAUACGCAGUCACGUACAUGUUCCGAACCAUCACCUACGGCACGUUCCUCUUCUUCGGGUCCAUGACGGUCCUAGGCGGGGUGUACGUGUACCUGUUUGUCCCGGAGACGAGGGGCGUGCCGCUGGAGGAUAUGGACGUUCUGUUCGAGACGCCGGGCCUGGCGAGGCAGAAGAUGAGAAACUACAAAGAGUACAGGGCGAACUCGGUCGUCACCGAAGGACUUGGUGAAGAAGGCAAGAAUGUCGACGAUGACCGGAGGAGCAUGUAA